Cutaneotrichosporon oleaginosum is the source of this 984-nucleotide messenger RNA. RefSeq lists its product as uncharacterized. Gene Ontology annotation, molecular function: histone deacetylase activity, NAD-dependent; protein-succinyllysine desuccinylase activity; NAD+ binding. NCBI's taxonomy places the organism in Eukaryota, Fungi, Basidiomycota, Tremellomycetes, Trichosporonales, Trichosporonaceae. The record is from RefSeq and is a predicted model, not a curated record. Gene Ontology annotation, cellular component: nucleus.
AUGUCCAGCGACGUUGCGGCAUUUCACAAAGUGCUCGGUCGGGCGAAGCGCAUCCUUGCGAUCUGCGGAGCAGGUCUGUCCGCGUCGUCCGGACUGCCCACCUUUCGGGGCGCGGGCGGGCUCUGGCGCAACUACGAGUCGACGUCGCUCGCAACUCCCCAAGCUUUCGCGCGUGAUCCUGGCCUCGUAUGGCUCUUCUACGGCUACCGUCGUCACGUGGCAUUGGGAGUCAGCCCAAACGACGGACACCGGGCACUUGCCAAGCUGGCUGAGCGACAACCUGGUUUCCUGUGUCUUACACAGAACGUAGAUAAUCUUCACGAACGCGCUGGGCACUCCGUCGGCCAGUUGCGCCACCUCCAUGGCUCGCUGUUCGACCUCAAGUGUUCGAACCGCCGAUGCGAUUGGGUCGAGCAGAACAACCAGGAUGAUCCCCUGUGCCCCGCCCUGGCGCCUUCUUCGAUCGACGCCGCUCCCGGGGAGAGAUUGACCUUGCUCGAUCCGGCUCAGGAACUGGAGCCCAUCCCCGAGUCGGAGCUGCCGCACUGCCCGCGGUGCAAGAAGGGACUGCAGCGACCGGGUGUGGUGUGGUUCGGCGAGCAGUUGGACCACGCGAUGCUGGCGGAAGUCGACGCGUGGAUCGACGCCGGAUCGGUCGACAUCGUACUCGUUGUCGGAACAAGUUCCGUGGUGUACCCAGCGGCUGGGUAUGCCGAGCGGGCCCGGAGCGCGGGAACUAGCGUCGUGACUGUCAACCUGGACGCGGACAUUGACGAGUGCAGACCAGGAGACUUUGCGUUCGCUGGGGAUGCUGCCAAGCUUCUACCGGAGUUGCUUGAGCCAGUUAUCGGCAAGUUGUAGGACUGCAUUAUAUGACAUAUCGAAGAAACGGAGACAAAAACUGCAUACUAAACAUUAUUGUCACUGGUAGAGUUGCUGCGACCAUCAGGCAGAGCGACGUACGGGUGAAAUUCAUCCCUUUUC